CAGCAUUUUGUAUCUCUAUAUAGAUACCAGUUAGACAGUAAUUUAGCCGGAGUGGGACCACUUAUCGAAUUCACCUCUUGCCUUUUACCAGAUGUGACCGUUAGUUGGCCCAAAAGACUCCAUUCCCUCAAUCUUUGGCCACCAAUGAACCUGAGUUCGAAUCUUGUUUUGGGUUUUGGAUCAGAUUGUUUUUGCCUGUUCCUCUGAAAGCACCCUUCCUUCCACUCACGGGUCAUUUAUCCCUGAUGAGCCCAGCAGUCGACCCACAUCGAAUCUCUAAUUAAAAUAUCUUAUCUUUGACCGUUUGAUGUAGGCUGCUGUAUCACAUCAUGAUCGAAGUCGUGCAUGCUUGCAGAGUUUGGUUGUCCAUAGAAAACACUGUUGGAGCACGACAUGAGCUUAUUGAGAAGAACUUGCAGGGCGGGGUAAAGGAGGAUGAUACAAACUGAACUGAAAUCCCUCCUGACAUUUGAAUUGGAUGGUCAGUCAGGUUAUGGCAUCCUGCAACCCCACCUUCCCGUGGCCAGGGCAGGAGGGGCAGACCCCACGUACGUCACAGCGUCACCCAACUGCCUGCUUGUCGCGUACAUGGUUCAUUUCUCAGCCUCGCAACCUCUUAAAUCGCACGUACGAUAGCCAAGUAUCCAACAGAACUCUUCGCUACGCACCCGAUUUCACCUGAAUACAUACGCCCGUCAUGACCCGUUAUAAGAACACUCUGUUGUACGGCGGGGCAUUGGUUUCUGACCUGCCCGAGAAGUUUGCCGAUGUCAGCAAACUAAGACAGGUACCGGACAACCAGGAAGUCUACAUCGACCAAGAUGGGUUCACCAGCAUUAUCUUCGACAUCACGGAACGCGUAGGCCCCUCUGGCACUGGUCCAGAGAUAGAUGGCCGCGCCCUCACAACACACCUCGAGGAGCUGGUAGGCUCUGAAGUGGACACUGUCAAGGUGUGGAACACAACAGAAACCCAGUUCUCUCGUCUUGGUGAGGACAUUCCCGCCUACACCCUGAUCGCGACACAGACCCCCCGUGCCGAGUCUGGAGACAGGUCGUCUUCGCCCGACUUCACGGCGAUUAUUUUGACCUUACUGCGCCUCGAAAAAGAAUCGACGGACAUCCUCAUCACGAUCAACGUGCCUCACAUUAAGGGCGAGUACAAUGAAGAGGACGUAGAUCUCGAGUUGGGAAAGCAGGGCAAGCUGAUCGGAGAUGCGGUUGAUUAUGCUGCAAGGGUCUGGGAGACCUUCAAAGUCAAAGACUGGACCCUUUUUGGGGAAGUCUGAGCUGCUCAGCUUCACCAACACGCCAGGCUUGUCUAUCAUAGCUGCGAUGUCGAAUUAUAUACCCAGCCCAAGCGGUUCAUGCAUCCCA
Verticillium alfalfae VaMs.102 is the source of this 1376-nucleotide messenger RNA. RefSeq lists its product as hypothetical. Gene Ontology annotation, cellular component: nucleus. Gene Ontology annotation, molecular function: small GTPase binding; guanyl-nucleotide exchange factor activity. Gene Ontology annotation, biological process: protein import into nucleus. NCBI's taxonomy places the organism in Eukaryota, Fungi, Ascomycota, Sordariomycetes, Glomerellales, Plectosphaerellaceae. The transcript is spliced from 3 exons. The coding region runs from base 698 to 1288 and encodes 196 amino acids. The record is from RefSeq and is a predicted model, not a curated record.